AUGAAUAUCGAAUCUCAAGCACCGACAGGCGUCGAUCAAGCCAAAAAGUCCGCCUCUACAUCCGCCCCACCAACAGCUGGUAACAUCAGUUCAGCCGCAACCAUCGUUAACCAACCACCCCCAUCAUCAACCGCCGCAAACCUGCCCCGAUCCAUGACCGAAGGUUCCCCGCUCCUACUUCGUCACGAGGGUGGUCUUCAAGCAUGGCUAGUCGUCCUGGGCUCAUUCCUGAUCCACUCGUUCGUCUUUGCCCCCACCGAAUACGUCUUUGGUAUCUUUGAACACCAUUACUUGACCAUCUUUCCCGAAUCGAGUCCGUCGUCGAUUGCGUUCGUGGGCUCUGUCGGAUCUGCGGUGACUUAUCUUGCGGGCUUUUUGGCGGGGAUUGUUGCGGACCGGUUUGGGUUCCGGUUGACGGCCAUGACUGGAUCUGUUGUUAUGACCGUUGCGCUCGUCCUUGCAUCCUUCUCCACCCAGGUAUGGCACUUGUACCUGACACAGGGUGUGCUGUUCGGCAUCGGCGCCUCGCUAGCAUACUACCCAGCCAUUGCAGCACCUUCUCACUACUUUUCUCGAAAGCGUGGUCUCGCCACGGGAAUCGCAGUAUCGGGUGUGGGUGCAGGUGGAUUAAUCCUGGCACCGUUGACCAACUCCCUCAUUGGGCAUUUCGAUAUCUACUGGACUCUCCGGAUCCUUGCCUUUAUCUGCUUUUUUAUCUGCGGCGGUGCAAGUUUGCUGAUCUCGGAGAGCAAGGAGCAUUACGCUACCAAAGAGUCGAUCGAGGAUGAUGUGGAUGAGAAGCCAGAGGGUUCUAUUGGUGAGGACAAGUCCUUCUUUGAGGCCUUGAAGGUCUUCAAGGAUCCCCAGUUCUUGUCUUUGUCUGUUGCAGAAUUGGCUGCUUCGAUCGGAUUCCUUAUUCCUCUGUACUACAUGCAAACAUACGCGGUGUUCAUUGGAUUGUCGACAGAGAAGGGCGCACUUAUCCUGGGCCUAACCAGCGGCGCAUCUCUCACCGGAAGAAUCCUCCUCGGCCUAAUCUCCGACUACGUCCCCAACUCCUAUGCCCUCCUCUUCUGCUCCUGGGCAACAGCUCUCGCAAUCGUCGUCCUCUGGACCAUCGCUCGUUCUUUCGGAAUGCUCCUCCUCUCCGGACUCAUUUUCGGAUUCUUUGGCGGCGGUUACUUGUCUCUUGUCCCCGUGGCGGUUGCAGAUUCCUUUGGAACCAUGCAGAUGGCUUCUACGAUCGGACUGAUGUAUGCGGCGGGUGGAUUGGGUAUGCUUGCGGGUGCGCCGUUGGCCGGGUUCUUGUUGGAUAUUACAAAGCCGGAUAUUUCUUAUUUGCCCGUUACGUUGACGGCGGGAGGGACGCUGGUGCUGGGUGCUGUUGGUGUGACGAGUUGGUUUUUGUAUAACCGACGGGCUAGGAAGGCGCGUAAGGCUGCCGCUGCUUUGCGGGCCGAUAGUUCUUAG
This is a messenger RNA of Linnemannia hyalina, 1470 nucleotides long. The record is from the annotation of a GenBank genome assembly. Lineage: Eukaryota; Fungi; Mortierellomycota; Mortierellomycetes; Mortierellales; Mortierellaceae.